Messenger RNA from Cicer arietinum (chickpea), 1851 nucleotides. Lineage: Eukaryota; Viridiplantae; Streptophyta; Magnoliopsida; Fabales; Fabaceae. The record is from RefSeq and is a predicted model, not a curated record.
AGAUGGUUGGAAAAUGAAAAUGAAACACAGCAGGCUGAGACGGUGCGGAACGAGCGAGCGAUAGAGGGAACGAGGGAGAUAGAGAGAGCGAGAUCUUCAAUUUAGGGUUUUGAAUUUCAUUUACAUCAAGAAAUCCAAUCCCAAAAGCAGAUUUUCAUUUGGUAAAUUGGUAUAUCAUGAUGAUGAUGAUGAAGAUUUUUGUGUGUGAGAAAGAAGUGUGCUUGUUAUGUGCAGGGAGAAAGUGUGAGAUUUUUAGAGAGAGAGGUGUGAGAACGCUGAGUGCUCUGCUGAGAGAUUCCAUUACCCCAACACGACGAGGUGGAUAGAACUUUUUUUUUUCUUUUCUUGUUUUGUUUUUGGUUGUGAUUUUCCCCCUCAGAGUGGUAGCUUUUCAAUCUCUUCCGUUAAGCUUUGUUCAAGUUUCAAAUGGAACAGCGAAAGCUUGUGGUUUUGGGUAUUCCGUGGGAUGUUGAUACCGAUGGAUUGAAAGAAUACAUGAGCAAAUAUGGUGAACUAGAAGAUUGCAUUGUCAUGAAGGAGCGUUCAACUGGGCGAUCUCGUGGUUUUGGAUAUGUUACAUUUGCUUCAUUGGAUGAUGCCAAGGAAGUAUUGUCCGGUGAACAUGUUCUUGGUAAUAGGAUGCUGGAAGUCAAAGUGGCCACACCAAAGGAGGAGAUGAGAGCACCAGCCAAGAAAGUUACCAGAAUUUUUGUGGCCAGAAUUCCACAAUCAGUGACCGAAGCAACUUUUAGAAGUCAUUUUGAGAAAUAUGGCGAGAUAACAGAUUUGUACAUGCCAAAGGAUCAAGGCUCAAAGAUGCAUCGUGGAAUUGGUUUUAUCACUUUUGCAAAUGCAGAAUCUGUGGAGAAUUUGAUGUCAGAAACCCAUGAACUCGGAGGUUCUGCUGUGGUGGUUGAUCGAGCUACUCCUAAGGAUGAUGACGUUAAGCCAACUGGCAGAAUUUCACAGGGAGGAUAUGGUGCAUACAAUGCAUAUAUUUCUACAGCAACUAGAUAUGCAGCCCUUGGAGCUCCUACUUUGUAUGACCAUCCUGGCCCAAUUUAUGGAAGGGGAGAGCCUCGUCGGAGAAUUAGUAAAAAGAUUUUUGUUGGUCGUUUACCCCCAGAAGCAAAUUCUGACGAUCUCCGUCAAUAUUUUGGGAGAUUUGGCCAUAUAGAAGAUGUUUACAUUCCCAGAGAUCCUAAGCGAACAGGUCAUAGGGGUUUUGGAUUUGUUACUUUUGCUGAAGAAGGUGUAGCAGAUCGUGUCUCUCGAAGGCCUCAUGAGAUUCUUGGACAUGAGGUUGCAAUAGAUUCGGCCACACCUGUUGACGAUGCUGGGCCCAGUGGAAAUUUUAUGAUGAACAAUAUGGAACCUUAUGGGGGAUAUGGUGGUCCAUUGCGAAGUUAUGGAAGGAUGUACGGUGGCUUAGACUACGAUGAUUGGGGUUAUGGAGUUCCCAGUGGGAGGCCAUCAAGAGCAGACUGGAGGUAUAGACCAUACUAAUAUGGCAAGGUUCUAUUGUGGCAUUGCUUCUGCAGUGCUAGUAUGUAGGCCUGCAAACUGUGGUGCAGGUCUUCUAGUAGUAAUGAAUUAUGUAGUUGUAAGCACUGAAGGUCGGUCGGAUAUUACCUAAUCUAUUGUAAUAGCGGAAAUACUUAUUUUCUUAUGCUUGAACAAUUUAUUUAUCAUCUUGUAUCUAAUCAUAGUGCAGAUUAUGGUCUGUUAGAUCUCUUUAUUGACAUAAUUAACUUAUUAAACUUAAGAGUUAUGAAGUGUUCAUUAUGUAUUGUCAAACUGGAAAUGUUGAUUUAUGAUCCAGAAUAAACUAGCGGUCUAGUUUGUCUAUCA